AUGUGGGAAGCGCCCGCUCUGCUGCUGCUGCUGCUGCUGCUGCCGCUGGCGCUGCUGGCCAGGCUCCCGCGGCAGGCAGCGCUGCAGCCCGCAGGUCGGGCGGUGCUCAUCACCGGCUGCGACAGCGGCUUCGGGCACCUGCUGGCGCUGCGCCUGCACCGCCUGGGCUUCACUGUCUUCGCCGGCUGCCUCUGCCCGGGCGGGGAAGGGGCGCGGCGACUGCUGCGGGAAGCCGCCUCCGGCUCCGGGCCCCUGCGGGUGCUGCCGCUGGAUGUCACCCGGGAGCGGGACGUGGCCGCGGCUAAGGAGUUUGUGCUGAGCAACCUGCCGGAGACAGGUUUUUGGGGACUGGUGAACAAUGCUGGAAUAUCGACAUUCGGCGAGACAGGGUGGCUGCCUAUGGAGAAAUAUGAAAAAUUUGUGGAUGUGAAUCUCCUUGGGUGUAUAAGGACAACGCUGGCAUUUCUUCCCCUUCUAAGGAAAUACAAGGGACGUAUGGUCUUUAUGUCUAGUGUUACUGCAUACUUUACUUUGGGGAAUGGCAUUUACUCUAUGACCAAGGCAGCCAUAGAAAAAUUUUGUGAUGCCUUAAGACUGGAAAUGAAGAAGUUUGGAGUGCUGGUUUGUGUUAUUCAGCCAGGAAAUUACGCACGUUCAACUAAUGUUCAGCCCCCAGUCAAUGCAGAGCAGAUCUGGAAUGAACUUAGUGAGGAGGAAAAGGCAGUGUACAAUAAAGAAUAUGUGCAAGAACGUUCAGAUUUUUUCAACAACAUACUUAAGGAAGGGUGCGCCACAGGCCAUGAAGUUGUAGAUGCCAUGGUGGAUGCUUUAAUGUCACCUGCUCCCAAAGCACGUUAUAUGGUUGCGAAGCUAAAGGAAAAACUGUUGGUCUUUAUAUGCACAGUUUUCCCAACUGUUGUGAUGGAUUCAAUUCUGUCCUGUGCACUGAGUAAAGUAAAACUCACAUAGCCCUGUGGAGAGAAUAUUGACCUGUUUCUGGUUUAUAAUUCAGGUUGGACAACUUUUGUAAGCAAAGGAUUUACAGCUUGGUCUAAAGGCCAUUGAAGCCAAUGGACAGACUCCCAUUGACUGGAAUGAGCUUUGGAUCAGACUCUUAUUCAGGACUGUAACUUUUGCAUACUGAAAUACAUCUGGAGUUGAAUGUAAAAUAAUUCACUUGCCGUACUUUGGGACACAGCAUUUCUCCACUUCUUGUAAGGAUCCACUGCUGUAUUCCUUGCCUGUUGAAUCUAAUGCAUUUUAUUUUUCUAUCGAAUCUUUCAUAUGAAAGUACCACAAAAUGCUUCCACGUCAGUUAUAAGUAGAGUUUACCCUACAGGAGCAUUGAUGGAUACAAUCAGGCAGGGAUGAAGAAUGCAAUAGUUUUGAGAGCCUGGAAAAGUAUUUUAUUGUUUUGUUAGAGGCAGAGCUAGGAAUGUUAGGCUGGGAGUGAGAAAUGGGCCUUGAAAUAGGUUUGAAUGGAGUUAGAAGGGUGCAGAGAACUAGGAAGCCUUAAAUGAAUUAUGAAAG
Molecule: messenger RNA, 1530 nt
Organism: Chelonoidis abingdonii (Abingdon island giant tortoise)
Lineage: Eukaryota; Metazoa; Chordata; Testudines; Testudinidae
Product: D-beta-hydroxybutyrate dehydrogenase, mitochondrial-like
Cellular component (GO): intracellular membrane-bounded organelle
Source: RefSeq, a predicted model, not a curated record